Molecule: messenger RNA, 1055 nt
Organism: Parathielavia appendiculata
Lineage: Eukaryota; Fungi; Ascomycota; Sordariomycetes; Sordariales; Chaetomiaceae
Product: RTA1 protein
Exons: 5
Coding region: 101-997 (298 amino acids)
Cellular component (GO): membrane
Source: RefSeq, a predicted model, not a curated record
GCUCGGUAGGUGGUCUCGAAUCACACAGUGAUUCCGCUCAGUCUUUUCAUCCCAUCAGCCUUUUUUCUGCCAGUGCUCCAGGCCCCUCGCCACCGCCCCAAUGUACCUCGCCAUCAGAGCAGAGGCUGCCGCCCCGCCAGUAAAUCCGUUCAAGCUUUACCACUAUGACCCUAGCAUUGCCGGCGCCGUCGUCGUGCUUCUACUGUUCCUCGGCACCACAGCCCUGCAUUUCUGGCAGCUGUUUCGGGCUCGAUGUUGGUUCAUGCUGCCGCUGGCUAUUGGCGGUAUAUUCGAGUUUAUCGGAUACGCCGCUCGCGCAAAGUCAGGUGCCGAGAGCCCCAACUGGACGCUGGGCCCAUACAUCAUCCAGGCCAUCCUGCUUCUUGUCGCGCCGGCUCUGUUCGCUGCCACCAUCUACAUGCAGCUCGGCCGGAUCAUACUGCUCUUGCAUGGCGAGUCGCGGGCAUUGAUCAAGAAGAAGUGGUUGACCAAGAUCUUUGUCACAGGGGAUGUGCUGUCAUUCUUUUUGCAAGCAGGAGGUGGUGGAUAUCAGGCAACCGGGACGCUUGAAGCUCUCAACAACGGAGCAACGGUCAUCAUCGUGGGCCUGUUUGUGCAGCUCGUAUUUUUUGGUGUUUUCAUGGUCGUUGCUGUGGCCUUCAUCCUCUCCAUCCGGCGGGCGCCGACCUCGCAGUCACAGACACACUCGCGGGUCUGGCGACGCCAAAUGUUUGCCCUGUGCGUCGGCAGCGUACUCAUUAUGGUCCGCUCGGUUUUCCGCGCCAUCGAGUAUCUGCAAGGCUUCGACGGGUACCUUCUCAGUCACGAGGCGUACCUCUACGUCUUCGAUGCGGUGCUCAUGUUCCUGGUCAUGGUGCUCUUCAACUACAUUCAUCCAUCCGAAGUGGCGGACCUACUUACUCAGGAAAAUCGGGAAUGGAAGAUGGGAAUACUCCCCACAACCGGCACCAUACGCGCCCUGGAUUCCGAGUCCUGAUGAGUGAAGAUGCCUGACAACCUGUAGCAGGCUCGGGGAACUUUAGGCGAAGUCUGGC